AUGGAGAACGCCAACGGAUUUGGGAUCGACUCCCUCCUCUCCCAUCGAUCCGGGAGCCCAGCCGUGCCCAAAGGGGAUCCACUGCUGGGAGAAACCAGAUCCCCUCUGGAACUUAGCCCUCGCUCCUCGGAACUCAGCAACGGCUGCCUGUCUCCUCCAUCCCCCCGGAGGGACUGCUUGGAAGCGGCAGCCCAGUUACCCGUCGGCGGAGGGGGGGUGAGGCUGGAGCCUCACCUGCCGGGCCCCCCCAUUUCAGCCGCCUCUGCUCAAUCCAGAACGGUCACCUCCUCGUUCCUCAUUAGGGACAUUUUGGCGGACUGCAAGCCCUUGGCGGCCUGCGCCCCUUAUUCCAGCAGCCACGGGCAGGGCGCGCAGGAGGCGCCCAUGUCCGUCCCAGCCAAGGCCAGCAGCGAGGACUUUCGGGAGAAAAUCGAAAAAAGUAGCAGCAACUCUUCCUUGGAUUCGGAAUACAGAGUGAAGGAAGAAGGCGACCGGGAGAUCUCCAGCUCCCGAGAAAGCCCUCCGGUGCGGCUGAAGAAGCCGCGCAAGGCGCGCACCGCCUUCACCGAUCACCAGCUGGCGCAGCUGGAGCGCAGCUUCGAGAGGCAGAAAUAUCUCAGCGUCCAGGAUAGGAUGGAGCUGGCCGCCUCCCUCAACCUCACCGACACCCAAGUGAAAACGUGGUACCAGAACAGAAGGACCAAGUGGAAGAGGCAGACGGCGGUGGGGCUGGAGCUGCUGGCCGAGGCGGGCAACUACUCGGCCCUGCAACGGAUGUUCCCUUCGCCCUAUUUCUACCCGCAAAGUCUGGUCUCCAACCUGGAUCCCGGCGCUGCGCUCUACCUGUACCGGGGACCCAGCGCGCCCCCUCCGGCGCUCCAGCGGCCUCUGGUCCCUCGCAUCCUGAUCCACGGACUGCAAGGGGGCAGCGAGCCCCCGCCGCCUCUGCCCCCGCUGGCCGGCGUCCUCCCCAGAGCCGCUCAGCCCCGGUGA
Messenger RNA from Protobothrops mucrosquamatus (brown spotted pit viper), 993 nucleotides. RefSeq names its product BarH like homeobox 1 (gene BARHL1). Gene Ontology annotation, molecular function: RNA polymerase II transcription regulatory region sequence-specific DNA binding; DNA-binding transcription factor activity, RNA polymerase II-specific. The transcript is spliced from 3 exons. The record is from RefSeq and is a predicted model, not a curated record. Gene Ontology annotation, biological process: regulation of transcription by RNA polymerase II. Lineage: Eukaryota; Metazoa; Chordata; Lepidosauria; Squamata; Viperidae. The coding region runs from base 1 to 993 and encodes 330 amino acids. Gene Ontology annotation, cellular component: nucleus.